Messenger RNA from Lobosporangium transversale, 891 nucleotides. RefSeq lists its product as hypothetical. The annotation marks the transcript as partial. The record is from RefSeq and is a predicted model, not a curated record. The transcript has 2 exons. Lineage: Eukaryota; Fungi; Mortierellomycota; Mortierellomycetes; Mortierellales; Mortierellaceae.
GAAUGACAUCAACAAAGGGAUCAACAUCGUCAGAGAAACCAACUGGGUUCAUGUCAGAAUACAUGUCAGACCUCAGUCAGUCACAAGAUCUGGAUUCGUUCCUGAAAAAGAAUCAGCCGACUUUUGACCCGAACAGCCAUAAAACUGCUUCAGCCUCAACAAGAAGCACGGAUACCAAUGAUGCACCUGCAAAUCAACAAGAAUCUUAUACACCAUCAUCAACAACAACAGCAGCAGCUUCUUCUUCAUCUUCCUCUUCAUCUACAUCAUCAAAACAAAAAAUGCUUGGAUCAAAGAUAUCAACUGAACCCUCACUGCUUGAACAUACGAUUCAUCAAAGGAAGGCGAUACAUGCAGCGGCACUUGAUAACUGUGCGGAUAUAAAUAUGGAACUCACAGAUUGUUUGAUGGGUCGAUCUGGCACAUGGUGGGAUCGAGCAUCCAUGUGUAUGAAAGCAAAAGAAACGCUUCAACUUUGCUGUCGACUCAACAAGGAUAUCCUACAGGAGAAAGGAUAUGCCAGAGAAGGAAACACACCAGAGCAAGAUCGUGCCAUUAUGGAUUAUGCAGAUGAUGAAGUACAAAAAAUCAUGAAAGAAGACAAGAAGACUUGAAGAGCUUAUUUUUGUAAACAGAUAGAGCUAGGCUGCGUUGCUUACUACAUCCAUUCGUGUUCAUGCUGUGAAGGAAGUAGAAGACAUUCAGGAAAAUAGAUGUUCACUCCUUAUUUUUUUCCAUCCAGCAUUUCACGAAUUUAAACUUGUCUAGUUUCUCCUGACACAUGUAAUACACAAAUAUCUCCGUGAACUUUUUUUAAAUUUUCCUAUCUGGAGAUCUCGUGCUUUCAUGACUACUACUGUCCUCUAUUGAAUAAAAAUAGCUGCUGUGCAC